Molecule: messenger RNA, 1830 nt
Organism: Didymodactylos carnosus
Lineage: Eukaryota; Metazoa; Rotifera; Eurotatoria; Philodinida; Philodinidae
Source: the annotation of a GenBank genome assembly
AUGAUCAUGUCACACUUCGAGCAGUUAUCCGAUGAAGUAUUGGUAAAUAUAUGUUCUUACUUAAAAUUUGUUGAUAUUUUAUACGCCUUCGAUGGUCUUAAUGAACGUUUCAGAAUUAUCACACAGUUAAAAAGUCAUAUUGAAAUAGAUUUAUCCGGUGUAUCAUUCAAACAAUAUGAAUUUAUAUGUGAUUAUUUUUUGUUUGAUAAAAUAUUAUCAAACAAGGUAUAUUCUUUAACGUUAAGUAACAAAUAUGCACCGAGACAAAUCACACUGUUUAAUAAACAAUUUGUAAUUUAUCAAAUAUUUCCUAAUCUUAAAUGUUUAAAAUUGAUUGAUUUUGAUGAAUCAUCAACAAAAAUAUUAUCAACGCUGAGAUAUUUCAAACAUUUAAGUGAAUUCUAUUUGACCAUAAAUAAUGAUUGGACAUCAACUUUCGACUAUUAUUCUCGAAUAUUUGCUCAACAACAUCUACUAAAUAAAAUUUCAUUUAAUAUUCAAAAUGGUAUAGAAUUGACUAAAACAACCCACGAUAUAAAACCAUGUUAUACUAUCAAAAAAGUAAAAAUAUCAUUAAAAACAAUGUCAGAUUUACUAAAAUUAUUUGAAAUUACACCAAAUAUUUAUGAUUUAAACGUUCAUAUUCAUUCAUAUGAUAAUAAUGAAUGGCAACAGAGUUUAAAACGUAUAAACAUCAUACAAAAUUUAGUUUAUUUUAAUUUUAAAAUUUAUCAAUAUAAUGGUAUAAAAUUUGAAGAUUUUUCAAAUUUAUUGCGUAAAUUUACAUCAUUGAAAAUAUUAACAAUUGAUAUUUAUACAAAUGAUAUUACUUAUCUUAAUGGAUGUGAAUGGGAAUAUUUAGGAAAAUUAUUUAUGCCAAAAUUAAAAAAAUUUUUUUUUUCUAUUCGAUUACAAAUAUUAAAUACACUUAUUCCGGAUAUUAAUUCUAUUUUAUCAUCAUUUCAUAGUGAUUAUUGGCAUAAUUUAAAUAUUAAUAUUUCUCAUUAUUAUGAUAUAAUUGAUUCAAUGAAAUUAUUUAUAUUACAUACAAUACCAUAUAAAAAUCAAACAUUUCAGAUCUCACUUACACAAUCAAUAACUAAUAUUUAUUCUACAGUAAAAACAUUAUCAUUAUAUGUACCAUCUGCUGGUGUUCAGAUAUCAUCUUUUUAUUUUACUAUUAAACAAUUUCCAAAUUUAUGUGAAUUAGAAAUUAUUAAUAGUACAAUUCGACAAAAAGGAGUUUUAACAACAAAUAAUAAUAAUAAUAAUAAUAAUAAUAAUGAAAAUUUAUAUAUUUCAUUAUCAAAUUUACGUCAUUUAACAAUAACAAAAAAUACAAAUGAUAUUUUUGCUUUACAAUUAAUUGAAAUGACACCAAAUCUAUCUAAUUUAACAAUUGGAUAUAAUGAACUAUUAUCUAUAAUUCAACAAUCAAUGACUAAUAAUAUUAUUGUACGAGAUAUAUUAGAACGAAUAUGUUAUUUAGAAAUUGUUGUAGAAUGUUAUAGUGAUAAUAAAUCAAAAUCAAAAAUUAUCAAAGAUCUUUCCUCUAUAUUUAUUAGUGUAAAAUAUUUAAAAUUUGAAUUUACUCAUGCAUCAUGGAAUGAUUAUCAUUUACUUUUAAUUGAAAAAUAUUUUACAAAUUUAAUUCAUUUUCAAAUUUAUAGUGCUACAUUACUUUCUAAUAAAAAUAUUUGGUAUAAUCAACAACAAGAAACAUUUCCAUUAUUGAAGAAAGUUUAUAAAUUUAAAAAAGUUCGUUUUCUUUCGCCGUCAACAUCACCAACAAGAUCAACAGAGAAUAUUUACACUAAUUUACAACAGUAA